Messenger RNA from Loa loa (African eye worm), 297 nucleotides. RefSeq lists its product as hypothetical. The transcript has 2 exons. The record is from RefSeq and is a predicted model, not a curated record. NCBI's taxonomy places the organism in Eukaryota, Metazoa, Nematoda, Chromadorea, Rhabditida, Onchocercidae. The coding region runs from base 1 to 297 and encodes 98 amino acids.
AUGAAAUGGAAUGAACAGAUGUUAUAUCAAUUGAAUUGGCCAUCUGCAUCAACAACAGGAACAGCAGCAGCAGCAGCAACAACAAGAGCGACAAUUGCUUGUGCGACACCACUCAUUACGCAACCAUUACUUGAUUCAACACUUUUCAAUGAUUUACUUGAGUUAACAAUUGAUGAGAAGAAAAAGAAGAAGACAAUUAUCACAAAAACAGUAAGUGAAAGUGCUGUAACAUCAUGUGCAUCUUCCGGACGUUUACCGGUUUUUGCUCAACUCAGUAAUCCGUCAUCAGCUUCAUGA